This is a messenger RNA of Xiphophorus hellerii (green swordtail), 4040 nucleotides long. RefSeq names its product adenylate kinase 7-like. Bases 92 to 2188 code for a protein of 698 amino acids. Gene Ontology annotation, molecular function: ATP binding; nucleobase-containing compound kinase activity. The record is from RefSeq and is a predicted model, not a curated record. Lineage: Eukaryota; Metazoa; Chordata; Actinopteri; Cyprinodontiformes; Poeciliidae. Gene Ontology annotation, biological process: nucleobase-containing compound metabolic process. The transcript is spliced from 18 exons.
CGUUAAGACUGGCGGAACCGAGCUGUUUUUGUCUCAGCAGUUUUCCUCUUAACGUCGGUUAUUCUGUGUAUCUACAGUAACAGUUUUUGUCAUGGAGGAGGAGAAGAAGUCACCGCUUCCAGUUAAGCAGAUUUUCGUGAACGACGUCCACACGUACGUUUCUAAGCACGUCGCCGAGAUUAUAGGACAGAUUGAAGCUCCUGAGGGGUCGGACGAUGAUGACUCAGACGACCAGACACCGAGUCCCCGAGACGAACCUGCUUUUCAGGUCGUAGGAACUUCCAUCAAUGAGGAAAAAGUCCAGAAUCUACACCAAGUGUAUGUGUCCCCCAGCAGAGAGGAGCUGCAGCAGCUGCUGCUGGAGUGUGAGGUUGUGGUUUACUGCGUCACCGAAAGUGCAACUCAACAGCAGAUUGAAGAAGCAACAUGGGCAUUAUCAGUCCUUCAGGAUGAAAUGGCAAACUUCGAAACCCGGAGAUAUUUUAUCGUCGUCUCCACAUUGAUGACUUGGACGAAUUUCAGGCUUUCAGAUAUAAAUGACGCAGGUCUCCCUUUUUUAGAAGAAGAUUUUCUGCGCAGAAGGCCUCAUCCCAAGUUCAGGAAACACAAUGAGCUGGAGAAACUGGUGCUCAAGUUGCCCCGAGGUAAAGCAUCUAAGCUCAAAGGUUACGUUGUAUGUGCUGGAUUUCAGUACGGAAUGGGAGAAAAUCUCUUCCACUACUUUUUUAAGGUUUCAUGGUUAAUGCAGGAGCCAAAGGUUCCCAUAUUUGGAAGUGGUGAAAAUUUUAUUCCCAUGAUUCAUGUUUGUGACCUUGGAAGAGUGGUCCAAGAGAUCAUUAAGGUGAAGCCAAGCCCAAGGUACAUCGUUGCCAUUGAUGAAUCCAAGACCACGUUAGAGGAGGUUGUAAAGACUAUUAGUGAGGUGCUCGGGCCAGAAAAAAUCAGCAAGUUACUUCCAGAAGACGCCAUCAAAAUGAACGCUUUUAAGCCGGAAGAACUGGACUGUCUCAACGUCAACCUGCGAGUGGAUGCUUCUAUAGUCAGCGACUAUUUGACCUUUGACUGGACAAGUGAAGAGGGACUGGUGAAAAACAUCAAGAGCAUCGUGAAGGAGUACAAACUCGCAAGACAGCUUUUCCCGAUUAGGAUCUGCCUGAUUGGCCCUCCGGCGGUGGGGAAGACGACUCUUGCCAUGAAGCUCUGCCAGUACUACAAACUUCAUUACAUCAACGUCAACAACAUGUUUGAUGAGAAGAUUUCUCAUCUGGAGACGACGAUAGCUACCGAGGAGUAUGAAGAAGAAGUUACCGAAGAAGCUCUAGCUGCUGCACAGGACCAGCUGGAAUAUAUCAACAGGACUCUGGAGGACAACGAAGGUGUUCUGAGUGAGGACCUGAUUUCUGAGGUUCUGCGUGAAAAGCUUUUCUCUAAAGGAAGCAGGAACCAAGGGUUUGUUCUGGAUGGCUUCCCUCAGACUAUGGAUCAGGCAAAGGCGGUUUUUGCUGAUGAGAGUCAGGAGAACCAGGAUAUAGAUAUACUGUCCAAAAUGCCGUGGUACAACAAGUUCAUCACCCCAGAGUACAUUUUUGCCCUCGAAGCACCAGAUGAUUUCCUGAUCAACCGAGUGCAAGAGCUUCCAGACAGCGUAGCUGAGAAGAUGCGCUACACCCAGGACGAAUUCACGUCUCGUCUGGGUGUAUACCGGCAACUCCACAGAGCUCCAGUAACCUUGUUGGACUUUUUUGAUCAGCGGGAACUCCAUCCAGAAUAUUUAGACAUCAGCUCAGAUGAUUCGGAGUACACAUCUUCUAUGAAGAAAAUUAUUGAGAUUAUAGGGGAGCCCAAGAACUACGGCGGGACUCCAGAGGAGCAGGCGGAGCAGAAGAGAAUUAAAGAGGAAGAGAGAAAGCAGAAACUGGCGGCGGAGGCAGCAGAGAGGAAGGAGAGGAAGGCGACUGCUCUGGCUGAGAUGACGGGUCAUUACGAGGAUUGGAAGAAGAGUCUGGGGAUGGUGGUGGAACAGGAGUCUGAAAUGUUGGAAGCCAAAGGUCUUCCUCUCAGAAACUACCUGAUGAAGCACGUGAUGCCUUCGCUGGGCGAGGCCAUGCUGGAGUGCUCCAAGGUCAAACCAGAAGACCCCGUCGACUUCCUGGCUGAACAUCUUUUACGGAACAGCACAGAAGACUGAACAACGUCAGAUCUAAACGUCAUGGACAAAUUGACAUGAUCGGUUUGUGAGCAAUCACUCAAACUCUUAAGAUGUUAUGAUAAAAAGUACAGUUUCGAGCACUUCAUCCUCUAAUCUAAAUUCAAUAAAAGCAAGUUUUACGCAAUGGAAAACGUCACAUUUAGCAAAAAUGUGAAAUCUGCAUUGUAAAUGUUAAUUAAAUAGCAGAUUAAAGAGCUUGUCUUUGUAAAAGGUUCACUUCUUCCAUUAUUAACUCUUAAUUGUGAAAUUUUGACAUCCUGCAUUUAGAGAAAACCAAUUAGAGAGAUUUGACUAAACCGUUGAACUCAAAAUUAUAAGUUACCGAACUAAAUAAACAGUUUAAAUAACAAGGGAAGCAGCAAUGUCCAACGGAUGAAAGAGACAAAAUGCAAGGAACAAAAUCUGAUUUACGAAAAUUUAGCCAAAUAUUCCAGAUUUUUUGGCACCAUCUUUACUUUCAGUUGCAUAAAAUAUUUUUUUUUAAAUAUAACCUUUAACAUUAGUGUUUAUUACUUGCAGUAUCUACUCUGACCAUUCCUAUAAAAUUAAUGUAUUUUACAUACACUUAGCUUUUCUUUUGUUUUGUUGAUUAGUGUUAUUUUUGCCACUCUUCAAAAGGAAAAAGACAAGAGAACAUAAGACAGAUGUGAGUUGAUGUGCAUGACUCAGAACAUGGCUAUAGGAAAAUGGCUGCUUGCCAAAAAUCUGUCAAAUUCUGGCAAGAGCGAUAAUUUAUGUUUAAGCGAAACAUGAAAUAUCUUCCAGGGUUUUUAGUUAAAAAUGACUAAAACAGCUGGAAAUUUGAUAAAUUGAUUAAUAAAUGUUUAGCUUGCCAUAAGGCAAAGUAGUGAAGAUGGUAAAGGAGGUAAAAACUUCAAAACAUCAAGCAUUUUAGUAAAUGUUCAUGGCACUGUGAAAGCAAAACCCAAAAUUUCCAAGCAGAUUUGACAAGUAAUAUGAACACUAAGUGACUGAAAUACACUUUUAAAACGUCCUGUGAUAGAAUAAAGUGUAAACUUUACCAAACAUCCGUAAUUUUUGCGGGUUUGUACUGGUUUUGGUUCUGUUCUGUUUGUGGCUCAGACUGAGCUGCAGAGCCAACACCUCCUGGAAGAAGGAUUAUUCCCCCAAUGUUUCCAGUAAAGAUGUAUAAAGUUGUAGAGCUCACGAAAUUAAAUACUGUAUUUUCCAGCUGAGCAGAAAUAUAAUGCAGUAUAUACUGUAUAUAUGUUUUAUCUCCAAAGCAACAAUCAUAAAUACCACAGAUGCAAGAGGUCAAAUCUCAGGCAUUCCACUGGUAAAGCCUUCAGUUCACCACUAGGUGGCGCAGAAAGACUUUUUUUGUAAUAGAAUAGAAAUAUCCUUUUAAUGUCCCAAAGUGGGAAAAAUUUGGUGUAGAAGGAAAAAAAAUGACGUAGAUUCACAAACACACUGUACAUAAGAGCAAAAUUACAACAUAAAAUAGUGCGACUGAGUAGAAUCAUUUUUUUAAAUGUUCAUGUGUGUUUGUGUACAUCUUACCUAAGAUCUUCUCAUAAAAGUAACAAAUCUUGGAGGGAAACCCAGACAAUUAAAAUAAACCCACAUAAAUGUCUAAUAAAGAUUUAUAAAAAAAAUAUCAAGUGGAGCUUGUGGGUUGGUUAUUGUUGUAACAACAAUAACCCAAAACUGCCAUCAUAGUUUGUGUGAGUUGGUAAAAGUAAGUGCUAACAGAAAGUAAAGACUGUGCACUGGCCAUCUUUUUUUUUUAUCUGUGUCUUUGUAGGAAAUACAUUGUAAUUUUCUCCAACGUACCAUCUGUUGCAAAUAAAGGAUUUCCUUUUUUGUUGUU